UAAAAAUGGCGACCAGGAUGAACCCAGAUUUGAAGAAAGAAAGAGAAAGCGCCAGUUUCGACCCGGAGAAGAUCACAAACUUCCUGUAUGGAGGCCCGGAGAAGCUCAGAAGGAAGAGGGAGUUAGAGUCCCUUGCCCUGAAUGACCCUGACUUCCAACAUGAAGACUUGAACUUCAUGUCACGAGAACAGCAGUAUGAGACCCAGCUGAAGAAGGGGAUCGCGAUGAUCACAAAGAUGAAGGAACUCAACAUCACCGAUUUUUGGGACCAGUACUACUACACCACUGCGGUUCUUGUGUCUGAUGGCUACCCCAUGAGUGUCCAUGAGAGGAUGUUUCUCCCCACCCUGCGUGGACAGGCUACGGAACAACAGAAGGAAAAGUGGCUGAAGAUGGCAGAGAACUACGCCAUCGUUGGCACGUACGCGCAGACGGAGAUAGGACAUGGAACCUUUGUUAGAGGCCUGGAAACAACAGCGACCUUUGACCCAAAGACCCAGGAAUUCAUCCUCAACACUCCGACUCUCUCAGCAUCCAAGUGGUGGCCGGGGGGAAUGGGGAAGACGUCCAACUAUGUCGUCCUGAUGGCCCAGUUGUACAUCCGCGGCAAGUCGUACGGCGUUCAUCCCUUCAUGCUGCAGAUUCGCAGUCUGGAGGACCACAAGCCUAUGCCUGGAGUGACUGUUGGUGACAUCGGCCCCAAGUUUGGUUAUGACUUCAUGGACAACGGCUUCCUGGCACUCAACAAUGUCAGGAUCCCGAGAGAGAACAUGCUCAAGAAGUAUUCAAGGGUUGAGCCGGAUGGCACGUACGUGAAGCCGCCCAGUACCAAGCUGACCUACGGUACCAUGGUGCUGGUGAGAGCUGGCAUCGUCAUGAGCUCCAGCAGGGUCCUGGCCAGGGCUGUUACCAUAGCAACUCGCUACAGCUGUGUGCGCCGUCAGUCCGAGAUGAAACCAGGCCACCCAGAGCCCCAGGUGUUGGACUAUGUAACCCAGCAGUACAAGUUGUUCCCAAACCUGGCUGCUGCCUAUGCCUUCUGGCUGACUGGACAAACCAUGAUGUCGGUUUACAACAAGUCCUCCAGCCAGAUCGAAAAGGGAGACAUCAGUGUCCUACCUGAGCUUCAUGCCCUUUCUGCUGGUCUGAAGGCUCUGUCGUCAGCGAGGGCAGAUGUUGGAAUGGAGGAGUGUCGUCUGGCGUGUGGGGGACAUGGGUACUCUCACGCCAGUGGGCUGCCCCGUCUGUACACCAACAGUACUCCCGCCGCAACUGCCGAAGGGGAACAUGUCGUCCUGAUGCUUCAAACUGCAAGGUACCUGAUGAAGAGUUAUACCCAGUCUGUGCAGGGAGAGAAGCUGGCUGGUUCGGUGGCGUACCUGUCAGGGGUACAGCCGGUCCCUGUGGCUGGGAGAACCAGGAACAUGCUGGACCUGGGAGUUCUGUGUGAUGCCUACGAGCACAGGGCAGCUAGACUGGUGCGUGAGGCUGCUGAACAACUGAGGAGUGAAAUGCAGGCUGGGAAAGACCAAGCAGACGCAUGGAAUGCAACAUCAGUUGAUCUGCUCAAGGCUGCCACGGCCCACAGCCAGUACUUUGUGGUGAGGAACUUUGCAGAGAGGCUGACAGACACCACACUGGACAGCUCCGUCUUUGCUGUCCUGACCAGGCUGUGUCAGCUGUACGCUCUACAUGGACUGGUCACUAACAGUGGAGACUUUCUGGAGGAUGAUUACUUGACCGGUGCAGACAUCCGCCAGGCCAGACGCCACAUCAACACCCUCAUGGCCAAACUCCGUCCUGACGCCGUGGCUCUGGUCGACGCUUUCGACUACCCGGACGGGAUCCUGAACUCCAUACUGGGGCGCUACGAUGGGAACGUCUACGAACACCUGCUGGAGUGGGCCAAGGCCUCGCCUCUCAACAUAACUGAUGUGCACCAGUCCUACCAGAAGUACCUGAAGCCCUUCCUACAAGCCAACAGGGCCAAGCUGUGAAGAUGUCAGCUGAUAGGAUUUCUACAUGCUGCUUCUGCUGUAUCAGUAGAUAUGGAUGGAUGGCUUGUUUUACUGCUCCGGUAUUGCGGUCAUAUUUGCAUAAUGGUCUUAUGAGACCACUUGAGGAAAUGCCUACCAACUAAAAUUGGUCAUGACAUUUUCGCUAUGCCUGAAUCAAAUGUUCAGGGAAAAAUAAGACAAUCAUUGAUCAGUUUCAAAGCAAUGUUAUAAAGUCAUGAGGAGAUGUAUAGAACACUUAAUUUAGUUGUGGACCAGUAGUUACCCAUACUUCAUAUCUAAUGAGUACUUCAUAGACACUCUU
Branchiostoma belcheri (Belcher's lancelet) is the source of this 2319-nucleotide messenger RNA. Its product is annotated as peroxisomal acyl-coenzyme A oxidase 1-like. Lineage: Eukaryota; Metazoa; Chordata; Leptocardii; Amphioxiformes; Branchiostomatidae. Gene Ontology annotation, biological process: very long-chain fatty acid metabolic process; fatty acid beta-oxidation using acyl-CoA oxidase; lipid homeostasis. The record is from RefSeq and is a predicted model, not a curated record. Gene Ontology annotation, cellular component: peroxisome. Bases 6 to 1997 code for a protein of 663 amino acids. The transcript is spliced from 14 exons. Gene Ontology annotation, molecular function: fatty acid binding; FAD binding.